UGCUCUUGUGUUGUCAACUGUAAACAGGCCACGAAGAAGAAGAAGGCUAACCGGUAGCCAGCUAGCUCCACCAGCUGCUGUUGUAAUGGUAGCAAACCCAGCUGGGGAGGACUGCUGUGUGCUCAAACUUUUGUAUAAGUCUGGCGCUUCAUCAUGCGGCGGGGGGAGCACAUCUCACAGGCUUUCCAGGCCCCGGUGGACGUCCACGCCAGUGCAGAUGGCCAGGUUUACAUGUUCAAUAGGAGGCCCAAUGAGUCUACUGCAUCCUCAGAUGACGAGGAGCUCAAUGUCAUGGAGAUGAGGCCGUGGGUUUUCCAAGAUCAGGAGCAGGACAGACUGAGGAACAUCCAGCUGCUGGAGCGUGAGGUGCUAGACGGCGACAACCUCAACAAGCUUGCACUGCAAUACGGCUGCAAGGUGGCAGAUAUAAAGCGGGUGAACAACCUGAUGCAAGAACAAGAUUUAUUCGCGUUGAAAUCUAUCAAAAUACCUGUUCAGAAACACAGCUUUUUAACGGACAUGUACGCAAACCCAAGCGACCCUCAAGAAGAAAUGCCACAUCCAUCCACCACACUAGUGAAGCCUCCGGACCGAGACAGAGCCGUACCACAUCUGCAGGAGGUCACAGACUUUCUGAUGGAGGUGGACCACGAUAUCGAGAAACUGAUUCAGACCACGAACGAACAAGAUGACGUCUUCUUGGAUAACUCGGGGAAACAGCAUAGGUUUGGUUUCAGAGGGCAGCGCCUGACCAGUCACGGUGCAGACUGGGGCAUCCAGUGGUGGAACGCCGUUGUUGCCAUGCUCCUGAUAGGCAUCGUCCUGCCAUUAUUUUACGUUAUUUAUUUCAAGACAAAAGAUAAUGGAGAAGUUAGUGAUAGUGGUGCUUUACAGUUAUCCACCACCUCUUCAAACUCCUCGGGGACAGGCCUUGAUACAAAAGGACUGGAGCAUUUUCAAGAACCAGGCUAGUGCAGAAACAGGAAUUAUUUUUAAACUGUGCCGUUUGAUGGUUUAAUGGAAGUGAGUGACCAUCAAGUUAAAGCCAUAUCUAACAUUUAAAUUGUGCAAUGUGUCAGCGAAUUUUACCUUUUUUAUUUUAUACUGUAAAAAACUGUUUUAAUAACUAUGUUUGAGGCAGAUACUUCAAUGAUUGUCUUGAAGGGAAAUCGCUGCACUGUCCUCAUUUUGACAAUUUAAGACACUAAGAUUUUAUCAAACUGCUUUCAUUGAUUACAGUUCCCUGAAAUCUGAGAUCCUUUGGUUUGAAAAACAGUUGUUUGUUGGGAGCACAGUUCCUCCUUCUUUCCCUAAUCUCAGAUAUUAAACGGUUGUGUCUUGAAGUUCCUCAGGUUGAAUAGUACGUGGAAAUAUAAAAUGUAUUUCUGUGUGGGGAAAAAAAAACCAAUGGCUCUGUAGGCAUUGCUGUUCUUUAACACAACUUGCCUUUCCACCAGUGCCUGUUGCCAGUAUCAUCACAUCAACAAGUGUCAUCAUAUCAGUGUCAUAGAUUGACGCAUUCUUGAUAUCUGUCCCAAUAGAUUAAUAUAUAUUUUUAAACUUUUGCCUAACAAGAAUAAAAUGAGAGAAAAGUGUGUGAGGUUUAACUGUAUUUGACAGGUUUGAGCAUAAAUUGUGUGCCUUGUUUGAUUUAACUUAUUUGUGGCUGUGUUGAUUGUCUAGGUAAUACUGUGUACCUCAUGCCUUCUCUCUGGGUCUGAAUACAGUGCCAAAUGUGAAAAUUGUGUUUACAGUAAGAAUUUGGUGGAAUUCUUUAUCUUGUUAGAUUGUAUGUGCUCAUAUGGCACCUUGAGAUCUUUAAUCUUCAAGGUGUUUCAUUUUGAAAAUGACUUCUAGUCAUCCAAAAGUUCCCUGAAUUAAGUGUGAGACAUUAAAAAUGCCUUUAACCUUCAUUCGCAGGUUAAUAUAAUGUUGCACACUUGUCUGAUGGGUAAUUGAAUCCACUUUUUAAACGCUAAACUAUUUAAUGUAAUGAAACUGGAUUUAGCUGACAUAUUUUUCAAACUUUUAAGUAAAUUUUGAAACCAUUUUAGAUGCCAAAAUUUACAUGAAGGAUGUCCAAAAAUGUUUUUAUGCAGCAUGUUCCUAUUUGAAUACAAACUUUACAGUGUUAAAGUGUCCCUGAAGUAUCCUCUGACAAAAUGGUGCGUCUUGUUUUUUUGUGUCGUGUUUUUUCUCAUCUUAUCCUCCAAGUCUUAUCACACUUGUGUAUUAAAAUUUUAUC
Anoplopoma fimbria (sablefish) is the source of this 2245-nucleotide messenger RNA. It is a transcript of the gene lysmd4, whose product is annotated as LysM, putative peptidoglycan-binding, domain containing 4. The transcript is spliced from 3 exons. The coding region runs from base 154 to 972 and encodes 272 amino acids. Lineage: Eukaryota; Metazoa; Chordata; Actinopteri; Perciformes; Anoplopomatidae. The record is from RefSeq and is a predicted model, not a curated record.